Messenger RNA from Syzygium oleosum, 387 nucleotides. RefSeq names its product signaling peptide TAXIMIN 2. The transcript is spliced from 2 exons. The coding region runs from base 38 to 256 and encodes 72 amino acids. NCBI's taxonomy places the organism in Eukaryota, Viridiplantae, Streptophyta, Magnoliopsida, Myrtales, Myrtaceae. The record is from RefSeq and is a predicted model, not a curated record.
AGCGAGCGAGAGAGAGAGAGAGAGCGAGAUCGAAGCGAUGGAAUGCAGGCCGCUAGGGUUCUUGCUGGGCCUCCCCUUCGCGCUGGUCGCGGUCGUCCUGUCCCUCGUCGGAGCCGUCGUCUGGGUCCUCGGGACGAUACUGAGUUGCCUGUGCCCGUGCUGCAUAUGCUUCGCCGGGCUGGCGAACCUGGCGGUGGAUCUGGUGAAGCUCCCGGUCAAGGUGCUCGGUUGGUUCACCGAUCAGAUUCCUUGCUAAGUCUUUCCUCCUGAUCCCUUGUGUGUGUGUGUGUGUGUGUGUGUUCUUCUCUUUUGCUUCCUCCAUUGUUUUAUUUUAUUUUUAGGGCCACACCAUCUUCUUCUUCUUCUCCUUCUCCUUCUCCUUCUCCU